AGGAAUUUCAGUCGGAUUCUUCAGCAUACAAAUUUACAUGACUGGAUUCAAUAGAACAAUUGUUAAGUGGAGUUCAAAAAUGCCACUUUUUUAUAGAUACUCAUUUAAAAUAGGAAGCUACAUAACUAUCGCUAUGCUUCCUUUUGCAAUUUGCAUUGUAAUUGGUUCACUUUUCACCGGUUCAUCACAUGAAAGUAUUUCAACUUCAACAGACAACAAUUAUCAGAAAAUGUCACGACUGGAAAUUCUUCUACCAGGAAUAAAUCUUCCGUUGAAUGAAAUUAUUUAUUAUAUAAUGGCACUUCUUAUAUGCUCUGUGGUGCAUGAAUUAGGACAUGGAAUUGCUGCUGUGUUAGAAGAUAUUCCAGUGAUUGGAUUUGGACUUAGUUUAAUAUUUAUUGUUCCUAUUGCUUACACUCAGAUCGAUAAUGAUCAUCUUCAAGCUGCAAAAUUUUGGAAGAAAAUCAAAAUAUAUUCAGCUGGAAUUUGGAAUAACAUAGUUUUAGCUGCGUGGUGCUACAUAAUUCUUCUACUGCUCCCAAUAUUUUUGUCGCCAAUUUACACAAUGAAUGAAGCAGUAUUUGUUACAAAAAUUAAAGCAAAUGCUCCAUUAAAAGGUGAAAAUGGUUUGUAUGUUGGCGAUGCAAUAACACAUUUGAAUGGAUGUAAAGUUAGAAAUGAAAACGAAUGGAUUGACUGUUUGAAAGAAGCGAUGUUACAUCAUCCAGGAUUUUGUGUAAGUGAAGAAUUCGUACACGAGAAUGAAGAAUCGAUUCAUGAAGUAGAGCAUCGUAAAGAUGGAACAAUUACAUGUUGUCCUGAAAACACGGCACUGAAUUGUUUUGAGAAUUAUGACGAAGAGAGACUGCCUCAAUAUAUUUGCUUGAAUAUUAGAAAAACAGUGGAACAUGCAAAGAGUUAUUGUCAAACAUCUUCAUGUCCUGAAAGCACUUCUUGCAUCAAACCAAUUCUUCCGAAUUCAACGACAGUGAAUCAUAUUAAAAGAAAGAAUCGAACAAAAGAUAUGAUUUAUUACGGACAUCCUUAUGAAAUCUUCAGCAAUAUUGAAGUCUCAGAUUUUGUACCAAAGACAAAGAAAUUCGAGCCAUGGAUUGGCAAUUCAAUUGCACUUUUAUUGAAAUAUCUUAUUGUGUUCUCUUCGGGACUAGCAGUAAUUAAUGUCGUUCCAUGCUAUGGACUUGAUGGUCAUCAUUUAAUAAAUACUUUGAUAGCAAAAUUACCUUUAUCUCAUUCUAAUAAAAGUAGUUUAUCUUUUGUAAUUAAUUUAUUUGGAUCCAUAACUUUACUAUUAUCGAUUUUAAAAAUAUUGUACACAACUUUUAUGUAAAUAAAUCUGCCUAUUUUUUCUCGACACCGCUGAGUUCUAAAGAAGUUUUAAGUUCUUUUAAAUAUCUAAGUCCAACUUGAAUCGACAUUUUAACUGUAAUUUCUUCUGUUUGAUUUUUAUUUCUCCUAAAAUCUUCCCUCAACCAGAUCUUCAACUCCUUUCGAUUUGCCUCAUCUGGUACUUUGUUGAUGUUUCUAUAGAUAUCUCUAUACAGCUUCAACACCUCUUGUCUAAGCAUAAACUGCUUCAAGUUUAAUGUUGGUUUCACGAUUUUUGACAUUUAUUUAUUAAUUAAUAAAAUUCCAGUUCAAUGACUUCGUAAUUUUCUUUUCUUCUGGAACUCUUUAGUUAUGUAUUUUUGGAAAUAAAACUAAUUG
This is a messenger RNA of Clunio marinus, 1725 nucleotides long. The record is from the annotation of a GenBank genome assembly. NCBI's taxonomy places the organism in Eukaryota, Metazoa, Arthropoda, Insecta, Diptera, Chironomidae.